UAAUACCAGAUGUUUUGUAAUUCUAAAACUCAGAGAAGAAAAGAGCUAGCUCUGCUAUUUCAGAUCUUUCACAGAUCCUAAAUUCUCAAGAUGGGUCAGACUUUUUAAGGAGUUCAAAUGAAGUUUCAGCUGAUAAAGACCUAUCCCAUAUACCUCCAUUAAAGACCCAUGGUAAAUCAUUAACAAGAUUACUAUCAAAGAGAUAGAAGAUUUACUGUCUGUCAGUACAUCACUUCAAGGGAAGGAAACAGUGACAGAAUCAUUCAUUUAACUCCCUGUUACUAAAAGGAAGCUGAUGGGUAGUGACAUCUCAAAGGCUGCUGUUGUAGAAGAGAAAUUAUAAAGUAAGACUGAAAAACAAACUUACCAAGAAACGAGAAUUUCAAGUGUAAAAUUCAGUGGCAUUAAUGACAUUCGUGAUGUUGUGCAACCAUUGCUACAUUGAUUUCCACAACUUUUCAUCACCACAAAAAGAAGCUCACUAAGCAAUAACUCCCAUUCCUGCCUCUGUCGAGCCCCAGCUCAGUUUGAAGUACCAGAUGGAAAUCUUGUGCUUGAUGAAAACCAAGAUUCAAUAUCAAAAACACAAAUGCAAGUAAAAAAACAGAGAACAUCCAAAGGGGAAAGAAACAUUACUAAUGAUGAUGUACCAGAUAAAACCCUUAUGCUUAAGCAUCAAGACUCAAAGUCAGAAACAGAAAUGCAAGUGAAGAAACAAAAAACUUCCCAAGGUGAAGCAUUCAUUACUCCUGACAACAUAACAGAUGAAAGCCCUGUGCUUGAGCUUCAAGAGUCAAUGUCAAAAACUCAACUUCAAGUAAACAAACAAAAAAUUGCUAAAGAGGAAAGAGUCACUAAACUCAAAUUGGUAGAUAAGGUGUUGAGAUCUGUAACUCAAAAGGCAAAUGUGGAUCAAAGGAACAAACUAGAAGGGUUGCCUGAGAGGCCUGUUGGAGGAUCCAUAAGGCAUCCGUUUGGCUGGGACCCACUCGAAGCUCAUGAUAAAGUACCUGGAAAUCAUGAUCCUAAAGACUCAAUGUCAAAAACUCAACUGCAAGUAAAAAAACAAAGAGCUUCCAAAGGGGAAAGAUUCUAUGACAUAUCUGGUAAGAAGUUGCUGUGGCCGAGGUCAAAGAGGUUACUACCUGUUUUCUCCUUUCAGGAUGAAGUACCAGAUGAAAAUAAUUUACCUGAGCGUCAAGACUCAAUGUCAGAAUCAGAAAUUGAAGUGGAGAAACAAACAAGCCACAAAGGAGAAAGACCUAGUACUCUUAAUGAAGUGCUAGAUGAAAAUCUUAAGCUUAAACAUCAAGACUCAGUGUCAAAAACCCAAGUACAAUUUAAAAAACAAAAAAAAUCCAUGGAGGAAAGAAUCAGUACUCAUUUUGGAGUACCAGAUGAAAAUUUAAUGCUAGUGAAUGAAGAUUCAGUGUCACAACCCCAAAUGCAAGUAGAGAAACAAAUAACUUACAGAAAGAAAAGGCGCCAUACUUAUUUUGGCAUACCUGAUGAGAAUCUUAUGUUUGCGAGUCAAGAUUCAGCAUCAAAAUCCCAAGUGCAAGUAAAGAAACAAAUAACUUCCAGAAAGGAAAGACGUAAAACUGAGAAAAUGGAUGAAAAAGCAGGUAAAAAUCUUUCACCUGAAGAUAAUGAAGUUUUAAUCUCAAAAGGCUCAUCUCAAAUUAAGACCCUUGGAGCUACCAGAAAAGUGGGAUUUACUAAACAUGAAAGGAAAUAUUCCUCGAUAAUUGAUCAGGAUACGUAUGAACCCUCAGAUUUUACCCUUGAAGAUCUAGAACUUACUAUAGGAUACAAGGAUCAAAGAGAAAGAAGUAGAGUUUACCAAUCUCAAAGAUUGAAUGUCAAAACUGAAGUAGCUUCAGAACUUCCAGAUAUGGCAGAUAUUCCAGCAAUUAAUCCAUCAAUUAGUGAUCUAAUACUUCAAUUAGAUUUAAACAAAGUAAUAGAAACUGAUAUAGAACACUUGAAGAAUGCCAUUGAAAGAAGUAUAUUGGUGAAGGAAAAGAAGAUACAAUCAAAGAGUCUCCCUGGUGUGAAUUUAUUCAAAAACAGAUAUAUGUCCACACAACAUCAAGAAGAUUUUUUUAACAGUCACAUUGCACCACAUAAAUUCUCUACAAACAGGAUCAGUUUUUCAACCUUUGACACUCAAGAAAGAUCUGAGUACAUUUCACCCCAUGUGAAUAAACCUCCAAAAGCAUAUCACAGAACAUCUAGGGCUGGGUCAACCAUUUAUAAAACCAUCCAGUUUCCUUCACUAAAUAAAGAACCUUCAGGACAUCCAAAAAAUUCUAUCUCAAACAAAAAAAAAAGUUGAACUUACAAAUACUCUGCUUGCUGUGAUCUCUACAACUAAAAAACCUAUCUAUGAAGGUAAAAAAAAAAAACAAAAAAACACUGCUUUACAAAGACAAAUGAAAUAAAACUUGGUAUUAUG
Leopardus geoffroyi (Geoffroy's cat) is the source of this 2458-nucleotide messenger RNA. RefSeq names its product coiled-coil domain-containing protein 7-like. The transcript is spliced from 21 exons. The record is from RefSeq and is a predicted model, not a curated record. The coding region runs from base 590 to 2338 and encodes 582 amino acids. NCBI's taxonomy places the organism in Eukaryota, Metazoa, Chordata, Mammalia, Carnivora, Felidae.